GUUCGCGAUAUCAACUUUCAUUUAAGAGCGACAGGGUCUUUCUUGCUCCUCAUUUGUCAUGACCCCAGACUGAACUAGAUCUUUAAUUCAAAUAACCGCCGUUUCACCUGAUUGGUUCACGCUGUCAAGAUGAUGCACCGAUCGAGACAGGCCUACAUAGAGGAGGAGCCUCAGGUAAGUUCAGCCCAGCAUACUUCCUGUUUGCGCCUCAUUAUUCACACAUGCCUACAAGGCUCGAAUACUGCCGGAUGCAGAUUUUCAAGAGUUGGAAUGGAAAACUGACGGAUAUGGUGUGAGAAACAGGAUGUCGCAAUGGGUGUAGAUCUGGCGAGCAUUCCCAUUGACCGAAACUAUGACAUACACUCAGGCGCAGGGGGAGUGGCUCCCGAAAAAGCCUCCGCCAUUCUCUCACAGUUCGAUCGAAAGCGAAGACUGGCACAACUCGCAGUCCCCACCGACGACGGGCGGGUACGAGCACGCCUGCGGGAACUGGGUCACCCGAUCACUCUUUUCGGAGAAGGACCGGCAGAGCGAAGAGAUCGUCUGAAGGUGAUCGUUCUUGAUCAAGAGGAGGCCGCCGCGGAAGAUGGAACCCCAAUCGACAUACAGAUGCAAGAUACGCCACAGGAUGAAGGAGAUCAGGAAGAGGAAUUUUAUACCGAAGGCAUACGAGAGCUUCUCGAAGCAAGAAGGGAUAUUGCAAGGUUUUCUCUCCCGAAGGCAAAGGCCAGGAUCACGAGGCAGAAAGAGGAUUCGUCAAUUCCGCUACGGACGCAUGUUAAACACCGCAAGGAGAUCAAGGAGAAGCUACACGGCUUUGAACUCUUUGGCUCACAAAUCGCAGGAGAGAGACCCAUCAGUAUCACACGUUUCUCACCGAAUGGCGAGAUGGUUGCAGCCGGAAAUUGGGGUGGAGGUAUCAAAUUGCUCGAUGUGCCCAAUCUUGAGGAGAAGGCCACUCUGAGAGGUCAUACAGGAAUUGUGGGAGGUCUGGCUUGGUAUCCUGGUGCGACUCUAUCAACAUCAACUGUUUCGUCCGAAGCCGUAAAUAUCGCCAGUGGUGGUGGUGGACAAGGAGGUGCCAGUGAUAUUCAUUUGUGGUCUCUAAGCCAAGACACACCCCUCUCGACCCUUCAAGGCCAUACCGAUCGUGUUUGUCGUGUGGAAUUCCAUCCGUCAGGGAAAUACCUAGCCUCAGCAUCAUUCGACACAACAUGGCGGUUAUGGGAUGUUGAAACUACGACGGAAUUACUCCUGCAAGAAGGCCAUUCGAGACAAGUGUUUACUGUCAGCUUCAACAGUGAUGGUUCGCUUCUGGCGAGUGGAGGCUUUGACAGUAUUGGACGAAUCUGGGAUCUCCGAACAGGCCGCACUAUUAUGAUCCUCGAUGGCCAUGUCCGCGAGAUAUUCAGUCUCGAUUGGGGCAUUGAUGGUUAUCGAGUUCUCUCAGGCUCUGGAGAUGGUUGGGUCAAAUGUUGGGACAUUCGACAGGUGAAAAGCUCUGGAGGAAUUGGUGCUCACAAUGGGAACGUGUCUGACCUUCGAUGGUUCAAAGGACUUGAUGCCGAUACAUCCUCCGUAGUCCCAACAACGGGUGUCAGACAAGAACACAACCCUCGCAAGGCCGGCACAUUCUUCGUCUCUGGAGGUUUCGACAAAAACGUCAAUAUCUACUCCGCUGAUGACUGGUCACUGGCGAAGCAACUAAGUGGACAUUCAGCAAAUGUACUCAGCGUCGAUGUCACAAACGAUGCCAAAUGGAUCGCCAGCAGUGGCCAUGACCGAACUGUAAAGCUUUGGGGUCGCAAUGACAUGCAAGGACUUUAUGACUGAGAUUGGAGCUGCAACCGUGAAGCGUUUCAUCAACCUUGAUAUUGGCAUCUCCAAGACAUACAUCACAAGCACGCACCGACUUGUAUUCGUUGCAUUUCUGUGCGCCCAAAUACUAACCUUCAGCGGCCCUGAUAUGGAGGUUGCACCGCUCCAAUUCGUCACAAUUUGCUCGGGGGAACAUUUAAGUUGCUCUAAGCAUACCGCAAAGUGUUACGCUUGGCAAGAUCGACAACGGCAUCUGUUCUGAUGAAUGGGAGACGGCUGUCAAGAACGCUCCAACAAGGACCAGCCCGAGCAUUGUCCGAGAAACAUGCGACUUUUUCGUGUCUGCUUGCCACAGAAUCAUGCCACAUUUUCUGCCAUCUGUGCAUCCCGCAGACUAAUCAGACAUUUAACAGAGAUGUGUGUGAAGAAACGAGUACUCUUUACUUGUGGCCAUACCCAAGAAGAAAUGGUUAAAAGCUGCGGACACUCUGAUUGCACGGUCAUUUUUCGACUAGAACGUGCUGGAUUAGUAUGUCAAAACUGCGGAGGAGGCAGUUGAAAGGGAGUGCCGGGCGCGAAUUGUAAAAAGUCCGCAUCGUUUUCUGCCACAAACAUGAACAAUACUGCGGCUUCACAGAGCUCUACGAAACAUGCGACAACUGUAUGGUUUUAUGAUGGCUGGAAAUGAGCCCUUGCGACACAGAGUCCAUCACAGCUCAAUGCUGACGGCGCAAAUGGCAUUGGUCUCUUGCGGAGGAAUCGACUCAACAUCACAUGUGCAAACUUUGACCUCUCUCGACAUUCUCGUGUACCGUCCUCAUCAUACUACCUUGUCUGAUCGCUAGACGAAGAAUUGUGAAACAGACCAAGUCUUCUUACGGCAGUCCACGCACAUUCUACCUUUCCCACCGAUUCCCCCACCGGAGAGAUUUCUACAGACUCCUUGGUUGAAGCGAGUGAAGUCGACCAAAACACAUGUAUCAAAAGAGAUCUUCGCAUACUCUCCUGUUGUUAGAGGGCUUUCUUUGAAAGAGGAAUUGCAUGGCGAUCUGAAGUAUGAUUUUAUGUCAGGAGGCAGAAUACGUUAGCACUUGCGAUGAGGAACACCUUGGUCUGUGGACUAUACGAAACGAAGCUAUGGUCGGAUGGUGACGAACGGCACGAGUGAAGGGGAAGCCUCUUAUGUAUGAAAAAGUACAUACGCACUCCGGGUAUGUACAGGAGUCUAGAGUAUCCGCCAUGCAAUACAAGAAGGUUUGAGGUGCCAGAUCAUUUACAACUGGUUGACUUUUGUUUUAUGUCGACCGCUUCUAUCAUAUUUAUUAGGUAGGAGCGCCCUAGUCACUG
Exophiala oligosperma is the source of this 3165-nucleotide messenger RNA. RefSeq lists its product as hypothetical. The record is from RefSeq and is a predicted model, not a curated record. The transcript is spliced from 2 exons. Gene Ontology annotation, cellular component: U4/U6 x U5 tri-snRNP complex. Gene Ontology annotation, molecular function: U6 snRNA binding; U4 snRNA binding; protein binding. The coding region runs from base 313 to 1833 and encodes 506 amino acids. Lineage: Eukaryota; Fungi; Ascomycota; Eurotiomycetes; Chaetothyriales; Herpotrichiellaceae. Gene Ontology annotation, biological process: mRNA splicing, via spliceosome.